Archocentrus centrarchus (flier cichlid) is the source of this 545-nucleotide messenger RNA. Its product is annotated as UPF0538 protein C2orf76 homolog. The transcript has 5 exons. Bases 55 to 483 code for a protein of 142 amino acids. NCBI's taxonomy places the organism in Eukaryota, Metazoa, Chordata, Actinopteri, Cichliformes, Cichlidae. The record is from RefSeq and is a predicted model, not a curated record.
ACUUAUCUGGCCUGAAGAGACAGCCGCUAGGCUGGAAACAGCAUAAAUGCAUCCAUGCCGAGCACAUCUACCGAGUUAACGGAAGAGUGGUACUCUGAGGAGGCCAUGGCCGCUGAGACUCUGGUCACAGUUCGUCUGGUGAGGUCCUUUGAGCACAGGAACUUCAAACCUGUGGUGUUUCACGGUGUCCGCUUGGAGCAGACCGUGCAGGACUUCAUGCAGCUCGUCAGAGACGAUAUUGCAACAAGGCCAGGACUUACCCCUCCAUUCAGGAAAUAUGGUUAUGACACUAUGAAGAUUAUCCACCAAGCUCAUCGAGCAAAGACAAACGAGUUAGUGAUGAGUUUAGAUGAUGAUGAAACUCUCAUUCUGCAAGAUGGCCAAACCCUCAGAGCUGCUGGUGUUGCUAACGAGACAGAAGUGGCCUUCUUCAGGAAGGAAGACUACAGUCUGUAUAAGGCUAACCCCAAAACUAACUGGUGACUGCAAACUUAAUGCUGCAUAAAGGACAGAGGUCAAAGGGCAAACAUGCCAAGAACAAACCC